UACUGCUACUUUUUAAGAAGUAUUCUAUAUUUUUUAGAAUCUUAAAUUCCUAAUAUCAAAAGUGAAGUGAACUGAAAAUAGUACAAUGACUUACGAUCGUAUACAUAAAUUUCUUUUGAGAUCUAUUGCUAGCCGAGGAGUUAUUGCUAUGCCAGAAAUUAAUCAAAUAAUAAAUACAUUCACAGAGGAGAUCGACGUUUCUCCUAAAGAUCUUAUUAAAGACAUAAAUGAAAAAAUACGACCCUUCCAACAAAAGAUCAAGAUAACUAAUGAUGAACUUACCUCAGAAGAAGUUGUUCUGUUUCUUUCUCUUGGUUAUGAUGAUGCCACUAAAUCUCAAAAUAUAUUCUCCGCUACUGAACUUGAAUACUUCCGAAUUUUAUUGGAACAAAUUAUGACCACAGCGACUCGACAAAUAACUGGUAUACAUGCCAUUAAUUUAGUGAGCAGUAUGAAGUCUUCAUUUACUAAGACUGAUGCACAGAAGUUAUUAAAUGUGUGGUGUCGGAUGCGAUAUUUAGAUAAGGAUGAUACUAAUUAUGCACUUGGUGUUCGAGCAAUUCAUGAAUUUGAAGGUUACUUCAGGGAAAAUAUGCCUGAUAUUAUUGAAGAAUGCUGCCUUUGUAAACAGGUUGUGUUUAGGGGUUGUAACUGUCCUGGUUGUGGUUUAGCUGUUCACACGCUAUGUCUAAACAAAUAUUUGGAAAAGCUACAAAAAUGGCCGUGCUGUAUGAUCGACUUUAAUCAGGCACAAUUGGACCGUUUGAAUUGUGUAGGAUUGUCACAAAGUGUGCGCUUGAGAGAAACGCAGGAGACAACGUUUGAUGAAACUGUACCUCUUACAUGCAGUUCUAUGGAUGUAGAUGAUGGCACACAGGAAAUCAUACCAGAGAUCUCACAGAGGAUCACGAGGAAGAGGAAGAGACCAGAAUAG
Molecule: messenger RNA, 934 nt
Organism: Papilio machaon (common yellow swallowtail)
Lineage: Eukaryota; Metazoa; Arthropoda; Insecta; Lepidoptera; Papilionidae
Gene: Nse1
Product: non-structural maintenance of chromosomes element 1 homolog
Exons: 5
Coding region: 86-934 (282 amino acids)
Biological process (GO): DNA damage tolerance; double-strand break repair via homologous recombination
Cellular component (GO): Smc5-Smc6 complex; nucleus
Molecular function (GO): ubiquitin-protein transferase activity
Source: RefSeq, a predicted model, not a curated record